Molecule: messenger RNA, 4375 nt
Organism: Rhineura floridana
Lineage: Eukaryota; Metazoa; Chordata; Lepidosauria; Squamata; Rhineuridae
Gene: EPHA1
Product: EPH receptor A1
Exons: 18
Coding region: 262-3183 (973 amino acids)
Biological process (GO): axon guidance; cell surface receptor protein tyrosine kinase signaling pathway; protein phosphorylation
Cellular component (GO): plasma membrane; neuron projection
Molecular function (GO): ATP binding; transmembrane-ephrin receptor activity; protein binding
Source: RefSeq, a predicted model, not a curated record
AAAGCAAGGCAGUCGAUUGGGAGAGAACUGGUUUCACCACUCCUCUGCCUUAGUCUUUCAUCAUAACUCGGGGCCAGGCAGGCAGAUUUUGCAAUGCAUGAGCCCCAGUCCGUCAAUUGGCUCUAGAGACAGCCUCACGCGAAGGGCACUAUACUAGUGCCCAGAUGUCUAGGGCCUUUGGAGAAGGAACUGAGGGAGCUGUAGACUGAAAGAGAGGAGGACUACUGCGAGGGUCUGGAAAGGAUUGCCUCCACGGGGAAUAUGGAGCUGAGAUUUCAUGGAAGGAAGGCAGGUCUGUCCUUUGAGCUCCUUCUCCUGCUCUGUGCUUUUCUUCCCCGUGAGGUACCUGGUAAAGAAGUGAAUCUUCUUGACACAAGUGCUGCUCAGAGUGAGCUAGGUUGGUUGCCAUAUCCUUCAGAGACAGGGUGGGGUGAGAUGCAGGAGUUUGUAAAUGGCAUCCCUCUGCAUAUGUACCAAGACUGCAGUGUUCUCUCCGAGGGCGAUACCGACCACUGGCUCCGGACCAACUGGAUAUUCCGAGGUGAGGCCUCUUCCCGUGUUUAUGUGGAGCUGAAAUUCACCAUUCGGGACUGCAAGAGCUUCAGAGGAGAGGUGGUGAGCUGCAAGGAGACGUUCAACCUCUACUACAUGGAAUCAGAGCAAGAUGUUGGUAUCCAGUUCCAUCGCCCUCUCUUCACCAAGAUCAACACAGUGGCAGGAGACCGUAGUUUCACAGCUCGGGACAUUGCCUCUGGUGCCAUGCAGUUGAACACAGAAGUGAGCCAUAUAGAGAAGCUGCAGCGACGUGGGUUCUACCUGGCCUUUCAGAACUCUGGGGCUUGCAUUGCAUUGGUCUCUGUGAGAGUUUACUACAAGACCUGCUCUGACAUCGUGCGUGGACUGGCCCACUUCCCAGAGACACUGGCUGGUUCUGAGGGACUGACAGAAGUGCCUGGUGUCUGUGUAGAGAACGCAGUCGAGGAAGUGGGGCUUCCACCAAGGAUGCACUGCAGUUCCAACGGGGAGUGGUUGGUACUGGUGGGUCGGUGCGUAUGUGUCCCUGGCUAUGAAGAGGCUGAAGGAAGAUGCAUAGCCUGCCAGCCGGGAUUCUAUCGUCACUCACUGGAAACUGGCCAGUGUCUCAAAUGCCCCCCAAACAGCUCCUCUAGUGCUCCUGGAGCCACAAACUGCCCCUGCCUCAAAGACUUCUUCCGGACUCCCACUGAGGACCAAACUGUUGCCUGUACUCGCCCGCCUUCUGCUCCUCGCAAUGUCAGCUUCUCCCUUGUGGGGACUCAGGUCUCCCUCUGGUGGCAGCCACCCAUUGAUCAGGGUGGGCGCAAGGAUAUCUCCUACAAUGUCUCCUGCGAGCGCUGCGGUUCCCUGAAGUGUGAACCCUGUGAGAGCAGUGUGACUUUUUCCCCCAGCGCGCUAGGCCUUACCGGGCUAAGUGUGACUGUGGAGGGCCUGGAGGCUUGCACCAAUUACAGCUUCACUGUACAGACCCACAGUGGUGUGUCAGCGCUCAGCCCUGUCCCACACAGCAGCACAAGUUCUCCUGUCCAGAUUUCUGUGGGACAUGCAGGCCCUGGCAAGGUGACUAAACUCAUCCUGGCAAGGGUGAACGACAGUAGUCUCUCUGUGACUUGGUCAGCAACACGGCAUCGCAGCCAGAGCCCCAUGAACUAUGAAGUUAGGUACUUUGAGAAGGGAGAAGAUAAACAAUACACUGUCCAGCAUCUCCAGGAACCCCAAGUAACCUUGGCAAACCUGCAGCCCGACACAACCUACCUGCUAAGUGUGCGCUCCAUCACGGAGUUUGGAAAUGGGCCAUUUUCAGAGGAGCAGGAAUUCCGCACUCUUCCACAAGACACUGGAGUUCCCUCUGGAGGAGUGAUUGUCUCCAUAAUCUUUGGAAUUCUGCUGUUUAUUGGUCUGGUCGCAGGUCUCGUUGUUUUCCGGAGAAGGCGUGCAUAUCGUCACCGAGCCCGGCCAUGCCAGAAGCACUCUAGCGACAACCGAGAUGAGAUCUGGUUGAAACCAUAUGUAGAUCUCCAGCCCUAUGAGGAUCCCAGCAGGGGAGUCUUAGAAUUUACUAAAGAGCUGGACCCAUCUGUUGUCACCAUUGAGACAGUUAUUGGUGAAGGAGAGUUUGGGGAGGUCUAUCAUGGGACUCUGCACUUCCCAGGGAAGGAACACAUUGUUGUGGCUAUCAAGACCUUGAAGUCAACUUACUCAGACUCAACAUGGUGGAACUUCCUGCGCGAGGCAACGAUCAUGGGCCAGUUCAAUCACCACAAUAUUGUACGCUUGGAGGGAGUUGUCACAAAAAGAAACCCAAUGAUGAUUAUCACGGAAUACAUGGAAAAUGGGGCCCUAGACACCUUCUUACGGGAGAACAUGGACAAGUUCAGUGCAGUACAGUUAGUGACGAUGCUGCAAGGCAUUGCCUCGGGGAUGACCUACCUGUCAGACCGCAACUACGUACACCGGGAUCUGGCAGCCCGCAACAUUCUGGUGUCUCAGAGUCUUCAGUGCAAAGUGUCAGAUUUUGGUCUUUCCCGGAUAUUGGAAAAUGACGUGGAAGGAACAUAUGAAACAAAGGGUGGUAAAAUCCCUAUCCGAUGGACAGCACCUGAGGCCAUUGCCCAUCGAAUCUUCACCUCAGCCAGUGAUGUCUGGAGUUUUGGCAUUGUCACGUGGGAGGUGCUGUCAUAUGGUGACAAGCCAUAUGGCGAUAUGACCAAUCAGGAGGUGAUGAAGAGCAUAGAGGAUGGGUACCGACUCCCCCCACCUGUGGACUGCCCAUCUAUCCUUUACGAGCUCAUGAAGGUGUGUUGGUCGUAUGAUCGGACACGGAGGCCCCGUUUCCGGGAGAUCCAUGCUCAGCUGGAGCAUUUCAUCUCUAGCCCCAAUUUGCUUCGAACUGUGGCUGACUUUGACCCCAGGGUGACGCUUCGUCUCCCCAGUUGCAGUGGGUCCGAUGGGAUUCCCUAUCGGUCUAUCCCAGAGUGGUUGGAAUCCAUCCGCAUGAAACGCUACAUCAUCAACUUCCGCACUGCUGGCCUGAACACCAUGGAAUCUGUCCUGGAUCUUUCUGCUGAGGACUUGAAGCAAAUGGGUGUGACUCUUCCCGGCCACCAGAAGCGCAUUCUGUGCAGCAUUCAGGGCUUCAAGGAGUGAUGGGGUUUCACAUCACCAAGCUGUUGAUGGGCCCAACCCAACUGAGCAGGACUUGGAGCUGUGUCCUACAGCAUAAGGAGAAGGAAAGGGGCACUGACUAAACCAAUUGUGCACUAACUCUGCAAGCAUCAGCCUGGGACUCUAAGAAUUAAUGCCAGGGACUAUGGGCUGUGCACCACAAACAUUCCUUGUGUCCCAUAGGGUAGAGGUUGAGACUUCAGCUUCCCAGAGCAGGAAGCAACACUCCAAGAGGCUCCCUGCAUAUACCUUGUUUCAUUUUCUGUCUCAUCAGCACUAUUUCAUUCUUGUAUUUCCACUCUUGCAGCAGGCACUCUGCCCAUCUCAUUUCAGUUUUUAAGGAAGCAACAUAUGCUUAUAAUUUUAAGCAGAGCUGAAACCAUUCCGCCAGUAAAGCCGUAUCUAGCCAUAAAGCCCCCCCCCCUUCUAAUGCAAAAGUUGGGCCUGAAGAAUCAGGGAAGAGGAACAUGCUUCAAUUGUUUGCACAGCCUGUGGAGCCAGGACUGUCUACCUUCCAUCAGUGGCCUGGACUUGUCUUUCUUGCACAGAGGUUUGGAUCACAUUAAGACUGCUCACAGACCAUGUUGCUUUUCUGUGGUUUUCUCUCCUGGAAUCUAAUCCUACGAGUGGAAACAGUUUGUUUACAGUAGGGCACCACAUGCUCCUAAGAGUUUUGCUUCCUCAAGUUGAGGAUGUGCCUAUAUAUUUAAAAUACUAAGAGGUGAAGAGAAAGAAAACCCAGGCUUGGAAUUAUGUGUUGUAUAUAUGGUUUUGUAAAUAAACUCACGGCACUGAUAGGAUGCUUUUCUUCCCCAUCUAGCGAUGCCUCAUUAAGUUAGCUCUCUAUUGAGUUCAGUGGAACUCAGCAGGACUACUUUUUUCUGGGAUGGGGUGAUACCAAAUCUAAUAGACCAUUACUUUUUUUUUUAAGGAUCGCUUCCUCUCCUCCUCCUUUUCAAGGAAAUAUUCAAGGUGAAAGAAGACUAUCUGCAUAUCUUGGCUAAUCAGAUGAAAAAGAGUGCAGGGCUCCUGUAUCUUUAAUACUUGGGUUGAAGAGGGAAUUUCAACAGAUGUAGCUUAUCAUGAAAAUCAUACCUGGUAAAAUUAUUCUUCUACCCAACUAAUAGAUUCUAGAGCCCUUUUUUUUUUUCAUCCAACUGUGACACAACAGCCC